AUGACUGGAGGCAAAUCCGGCGGCAAGGCCAGCGGCAGCAAGAACGCUCAAUCCCGUUCUUCCAAGGCGGGUCUUGCUUUCCCCGUCGGUCGUGUUCACCGUCUUCUCCGCAAGGGUAACUACGCCCAGCGUGUUGGUGCUGGUGCCCCCGUCUACUUGGCUGCUGUCCUUGAAUACCUUGCUGCCGAAAUUCUCGAGUUGGCUGGAAACGCCGCUCGUGACAACAAGAAGACUCGUAUCAUCCCUCGUCAUCUCCAGCUCGCCAUCCGUAACGAUGAGGAAUUGAACAAGCUUUUGGGCCACGUCACCAUCGCCCAAGGUGGUGUCCUCCCCAACAUUCACCAGAACUUGCUCCCCAAGAAGACCCCCAAGAGCGGGAAGGGGUCUCAGGAAUUGUAA
Messenger RNA from Talaromyces atroroseus, 399 nucleotides. Its product is annotated as Histone H2A. Bases 1 to 399 code for a protein of 132 amino acids. The transcript is spliced from 4 exons. Gene Ontology annotation, molecular function: structural constituent of chromatin; DNA binding; protein heterodimerization activity. Gene Ontology annotation, cellular component: nucleosome. The record is from RefSeq and is a predicted model, not a curated record. Lineage: Eukaryota; Fungi; Ascomycota; Eurotiomycetes; Eurotiales; Trichocomaceae.